GUUUUACAGAGAACAAAGAAGACUCCGAGCAUCAAGUCAGACAGGCUGGAGGUUGGAGAGCUCUGCUCUCACAGUCUGGGUGAAAACGUGGACAAAAAAUCUGAGAGCUCGCUUGGCAAAGCUCAGCCUCCCUGAACAGAGAAUUUGAAACAGUGAGAAGCAAGUAAUCGAAUGAGAGUGCUGGACAGCUGCCUUACCUGUGUUUGCAGUCUGGAGAAGAUACAGGGAAGACAAAAAGCAAAAAGUUGAAGGCGAGAAAGAGGAGAGUUGGCACUUGGGAGGAGGAAGAAAACCUAAAAAAGCACAUCUGGAGGGAAGCUGUGAUGGAAAAUCUGCCUGUCUACCACGGACCCAUUGGUAAAGAAGAAGGGGAGCGACGGCUGGCCCAGGACGGCAGAGAUGGGUGCUACCUCGUCCGCAACAGUGACUCUGUGGAAGGCGUUUUCUGCCUGUGUGUGCUGUGCAAUGGAUACGUCUACACAUACAGACUCCACAAAGACGACACAGGUUCGUGGGCUGCAGAGACCACUCCUGGUGUGCAGAAACGAUAUUUCCGGAAGAUUAGGAACUUGAUAGCAGCUUUCCAGAAGCCUGGACAAGGAAUUGCCAUGCCUCUGCUCUACCCUGUCACCGCUCAGAGACGGGCGCAAACACACACCGAGCCACCGAUGCCCAGUAGUAGCCCGUCGCCAAUACACAGCAGCCCAAAUCCUUACUUCAAUCAGCUGACGCCACAUGCUGCUCAGGGACAGAAAAACAGGAACAAGAAGGAGGUGCAGCAAGCUUUUGGUUAGGGGCAAACCCUAACCUCACCACUGGGCUAAUUAGGAAGAAAAACACAAUUUUUGCAUAGUUCCUAGCAUGCUGUCUGUGAAGUAAAUGUCAGUUUUUUCCUUGUUUGUUAAGUUCCUUUAGCAGUGACUCAGAUCUCCUUCCAGUAUCUUCUUCCUCUGUGUAUAUGCAGCCCCAUAACUUUCAGAGAUGUGAUGUGAAAUAUUCCACUGCUGGAACAUUAAUAUCCAUUACUGCAUACAUAAGUUGACAACAAAUAUUGUGCUCUGUUCUCUUAAUGCAAUAGAGUUGUGUGAUUGGCAAAGAAAAAUAAAUGAUAUUGGUUUGAAAUAAACUCUUAAAUAAGGUCAUG
Amphiprion ocellaris (clown anemonefish) is the source of this 1144-nucleotide messenger RNA. It is a transcript of the gene sh2d1ab, whose product is annotated as SH2 domain containing 1A duplicate b. The transcript is spliced from 3 exons. The record is from RefSeq and is a predicted model, not a curated record. The coding region runs from base 324 to 794 and encodes 156 amino acids. Lineage: Eukaryota; Metazoa; Chordata; Actinopteri; Pomacentridae.